AUGCCGCCUAGAACUAGGAAAUCAGCUGCAGCGUCAUCCAGCAAGCUUGCCGGCAAACCAAACGCAUCAGUUGCUGCCGCCGACAAGCAGCCAAUCGACGUCUCGAGCCCAGUCUCAGAGGAUGGUGCCAGUUCUGACGGAGAUGACAGGCUAGUAAUUGACGAGGAUGAAGAAGACAUGGAGGUAUUUGAUAUGACCGAUAGGGACAGCACAGAAAUCAAUGCGCCAAAUAAAGAUGGUCAACGCUCGCUGUAUGCGGUUGGCGGUGGCGGUUAUAACGCCUUGAAGACCUUCAGAGGUCAGGUAUACUCUGGAAUGGCAAUAGGCGGCUCACAUAAAUGGAAUUAUGAUCAAGGAGUCUGGAAGGAAACCAAGGUGGAGCCUGAUCGAUGGGAGAUUGAUUAUAACGCAACGAAACGGCGAGCUCGGAAAGCCCCUAAAGGCAGCGGCGUACCAGUUGGUACAGAAUAUCACUGGUUUAUCAUAGCACAUCAGUACGUCGUGAAGCAAGAUGACAAUACCUACGAGACACACCUUGUAGGAUCCAAGUAUAAACUAGCACACAAGUCAAUAUCCGCCACUGCGUGGUCUGUUCCUACAGUGAAGGCCCAGCGAGAGCGGGAGACUGAUAUUCUGGAGGACGCAAAGCGACGCGUGCAGGGAUUGCCGCCGGUGCUGGCAGCCGAGAAGGCAAAAGUUGGCGCAAGGCAGGAGAAGGGUCAGCAAACGUUGGAUACAUUAUUCGGAAAAAGAAAAGGAACGGAAGACAGCUUUGCAUCUCGACAGACAAAAAAAAGGAAGAUGGGAUCUGAGGAGUAAUGAUCUAGGAAUAGAUGCUCGCUUAUGAGCAUACGAAAAUUGUACCCAAGACCACAUGCCAGAAUGAGUUCAUCCACGGCAUGUUUUGUCAAGACUUCUUCUUAUGGCAAGGAAAUACAUAGAAUUAUAAUAAGCAAGCCUCGGCGAUGG
Messenger RNA from Talaromyces stipitatus ATCC 10500, 969 nucleotides. RefSeq lists its product as uncharacterized. NCBI's taxonomy places the organism in Eukaryota, Fungi, Ascomycota, Eurotiomycetes, Eurotiales, Trichocomaceae. The coding region runs from base 1 to 819 and encodes 272 amino acids. The transcript has 2 exons. The record is from RefSeq and is a predicted model, not a curated record.